Messenger RNA from Mycena citricolor, 290 nucleotides. Lineage: Eukaryota; Fungi; Basidiomycota; Agaricomycetes; Agaricales; Mycenaceae. The record is from the annotation of a GenBank genome assembly.
UUUGAAUCUUCUCUAUAUUUGCUCUGGUACGCGCCUGUAGGAAGGACUUGGCGCGGGUCGCACGUGACGCUUUGCUGCGCCGUGGCCUCAGGCAAGCCUCUGGAACCCCCACAAGGCAUAAGGCAUCGGCUGGCUCUUACUCGUCCGAAUCCGAAUCCGUGCACCUCGACACGAAGACUGCUGGCGCUUAGCGCGCUUAGCAUUGUUUCGCCGUCUUGGAAGAAGCGCGACAAUGCAAAGAUGGCCUGCACUUGGUCAUAUGCAUCUGAUGCGCUUUGGCGAUGGGUUUC